Messenger RNA from Ananas comosus (pineapple), 1080 nucleotides. RefSeq names its product 11-beta-hydroxysteroid dehydrogenase 1B-like. Gene Ontology annotation, molecular function: oxidoreductase activity. Lineage: Eukaryota; Viridiplantae; Streptophyta; Magnoliopsida; Poales; Bromeliaceae. The record is from RefSeq and is a predicted model, not a curated record.
CACAAAAAAAAAAAAAGAAAAGAAAAAGAACACAUGACCAUGGAUUUGAUCAACAAGCUAAUGAACGUGGUGGCUCCCCCCAUGGCUUUAGUAGCUCUGUUCCUGUUGGUUCCUCCUCUCUACUUGUAUAAGCUCCUCCUCUCCUUCUUGUACUCGCUCUUCCCCGAGGACUUGACCCACAAGGUGGUUCUCAUCACCGGCGCCUCCUCUGGCAUCGGCGAGCAACUAGCAUACGAAUAUGCGAAGAAGGGGGCGGCAUUGGUUCUCGUGGCGAGGAGAGAAGGGAGCCUCCAAGAGGUGGCGGAGAGGGCGCGGGACCUGGGGUUGCCGGACGUCCUCGUCAUUCCAGCUGACGUCGCCAAGCCCGAGGAUUGCCAACGGUUUGUUGGCGCCGUCAUCGCGCACUUCGGCCGUCUGGAUCAUCUGGUUAACAAUGCGGGCAUAGCGAACGUUUGCUUGUUCGAUGAGGCUCCCGAUGUAACCAAAUUCACACCCGUAAUGGAUGUGAACUUCUGGGGAUCGGUUUAUCCGACGCAUUACGCGCUUUCGCACCUCAAGAAGACCAAAGGGAGGAUCGUAGUGAACUCCUCGGCCUCUGGGUGGUUGCCUUUGCCAAGGCAGAGCUUCUACAAUGCUAGUAAGGCGGCGCUCAUAAACUUCUACGAGACGUUGCGGAUCGAGCUCGGCAACGAGGUCGGAAUCACGAUUGCAACUCCCAGCUUCAUCGAAUCCGAGAUGACGAAAGGGAAGUUCUUAACCAAGGAUGGGAGGAUGGAGAUUAACCAGGAGUUGAGAGAUGCGCAGGUAUGUCUGUUCCCGAUGGAGUACGCGGCGGAGUGCGCGCGGUGCAUGGUGGAGGCGGCGCGGCGCGGGGAGCGGCGGGUGACGGUGCCGGCCUGGUUCCGGGUGCUCCACCUGUGGUGGGUGUUCGCGCCCGAGGUGUUCGACUGGUGCUUCCGCGUGCUCUACGUCGCCCCCCCCGCCCGCGACGCCCCCGUCAAGACGAUCCUCGACCUCAGCAGCGCCAAGGCCGUGCUCUACCCCUCCUCCUCGCACUCCCCCGACAUAAAAAACGAGUAG